AUGCCGCCUGGCCCACUCCUCUCGGGCGACUCCCGCGUCGUCGCCGUCCUCGACGCGCGCAGCUUCCGCGUCCUCCUCGACGACUCCCGCGUCGACAAGGACGGCACGCUCGACGGCACCUACAUACCCUCACUCGCGCUCUUCGGCGGCCACCGCCCGCUCGCGUUCCUCGACGGCACCGACCCGCGCCACGCCGCGCUCAAGCGCUGCGGGCCGGAGCUGCACGCCAGGCUCGCCACCGAGGUCCGCGCCGUCGUCCCACCGCCGGGCACGACGAUCACCCUGUCGGACGUGGAGAAGAUGCCGCUGGUGAAGUCGUUCGUGUGGGAGACGCUGCGCAUGAACCCACCGGUGGAGUUCCAGUACGGGCGCGCGCGGCGGGACACGGUGGUGGAGAGCCACGACGCGGCGUACGAGGUGAAGAAGAGCGAGAUGGUGUUCGGGUACCGGCCGCUGGCGACGCGCGACGAGCGCGUGUUCCAGCAAGGCCGCGAGUUCGUCCCCGACCGGUUCGCCGUAUGUUCUGACGACGACGAGCGGCGGCGGAUGCUGGAGCACGUGGUGUGGUCGAACGGGCCGGAGACCGGCGCGGCUGCGGAGGGGAACAAGCAGUGCCCCAGGAAAGACGCGUGGUGGCGGUGGGGCGGCUGA
This is a messenger RNA of Miscanthus lutarioriparius, 651 nucleotides long. Lineage: Eukaryota; Viridiplantae; Streptophyta; Magnoliopsida; Poales; Poaceae. The record is from the annotation of a GenBank genome assembly.